GUGAUAUUCGCUACUGCACAACGUCUUAUAACGUUCGGUAAUACGAAAAUCAAUCGGCGGCAAUUCUCGAUAUAUUCGAUUUCGUCUUUCGAUUCACCACUUGCCACAAUAGAUAUAGACGGCUCGUCGGGUUUGCUGUGUCCAAUUUUCGAUCCGGAUCUCAAUAUUCUUUAUGUAUCUGGAAAGGGCGAUUCUACAUUCCGUUUAUAUGAACUGAUUGCACGCUCUCCAUAUGUGAUAUAUUUAAGUGAAUGUCAGCAACAGGCGCCACACACGUGUAUUUGUACAAUAUCGAAACGAGCUCUUAAUUUAACCGGUGCAGAAGUGAUGCGGGUGUAC
Messenger RNA from Cooperia oncophora, 339 nucleotides. The record is from the annotation of a GenBank genome assembly. NCBI's taxonomy places the organism in Eukaryota, Metazoa, Nematoda, Chromadorea, Rhabditida, Trichostrongylidae.